AUGGCAAAGAACGUCAGUGAAGGCCCUGCAGUUGACCACACUACGGGAAAAGAUGACGGAUGGUUCGCUCACGCAACGUUUCCUGGGAUGCGAAAAUGGGCGAGACAGAACCCAGCAGUGCUGUCGACGGAAGCCAAGGGCCCGCUUUGCUUUACGGCCUGGCUACACAUAUCCGCCUUACGGCUUCCUUUAGUGCAGUUCAAGUCAACUGCCUAUAUCUAUCGGUUUUUUUGGGGGAAGAGCUCGGAGGAACGGAUCUUUUUACGAGGCCGAAUGAGUGAAGUCGGACUCUGGCAGAAAGUGGUCUACUACGACGAUCGUGAAAAUGACUUAAAGAUCGAACUUGAGUCGUCUUUUACUGACGGCACUGUGGCAGUCGACGACCUUUCCAUAACUCAAGGAAAAUGUCCAGAACCUUCAGAGGAAGGCUCCUGCACGUUUGAGAAUUCGAACUGCGGCUACACGAAUGACCCAGGAAACCAGAAGGGGCCAAAAUGGCAGCGACGACUUCCGUGGGUAAACAUCUGGGACUACCACGUAGUUGAUGACGAUCACACAACACAAACAGAGAACGACGAUGUCUGCAUAAUGCCCCUUGAGUGA
Rhipicephalus microplus (southern cattle tick) is the source of this 603-nucleotide messenger RNA. RefSeq names its product MAM and LDL-receptor class A domain-containing protein 1. NCBI's taxonomy places the organism in Eukaryota, Metazoa, Arthropoda, Arachnida, Ixodida, Ixodidae. The record is from RefSeq and is a predicted model, not a curated record. Gene Ontology annotation, cellular component: membrane.